Messenger RNA from Pomacea canaliculata, 2608 nucleotides. RefSeq lists its product as uncharacterized. The record is from RefSeq and is a predicted model, not a curated record. Lineage: Eukaryota; Metazoa; Mollusca; Gastropoda; Architaenioglossa; Ampullariidae. The transcript has 6 exons. Bases 394 to 1629 code for a protein of 411 amino acids.
AGUAUGUACUCUAGUGUUCCUCUAUAUACAAACGCGCCCUUUUCUCCAGAAAAGUCGUGCGUAAUUAUAGUAUCUCAGAAACUAAGAUUUGUCUUUUCGAAUUUCUUUUUAGAAACAAGUAGUUGUUGAAAGUGGUUUUCUUACCUAAAAAAUGGUUCAACAGUGAUGAAAUUUAAUAAUAAUGAAACAGAAAAGCUAACAAAUCACAAAAAGCGAUGGCAGGAUGGCGCUGUAGACAUCCUGCGUGAUGUGGAUUUAAGGAAGUAAAUAUUUACCAUCAGUGGGUGAAUCACAAGCCACAAGGCGUGGACAUAAAUCAAAGCCGAGGAACGGUUGUAUGUUUGACAUCAGUUUUGUUGUAGUUCAUGCAUCACAUUUGUGAACUAGGGUAAAAUGCAGGACAGACUUAUCUUUAUUGUAAUCAUUUUCCUUUGGUACAAUACACCAGUGUUUUUAAGUCCGCCAGGAGAUGACUUUCCUUAUUGCCCUAAAUACGUACCUGAAGGAGGAUCACUGACGUGUAACUGUCAAUUUAAUAUUAGUCAGUGCCCUCCAACCCCAUGCUCUGUGACGUGGCCAAGACAUUCUAACAACAGCACAUUGAUUGUGACCAAUGUCACACGUGGUGAUAACGGUACAGUGUUUACCUGUCUGAUGACACAGGGAGGAGUCAGACAGACUGCAAACUAUACACUGCGUGUGGCCUAUGGCCCUCUAAAUGUAAGCAUACUCGUUCCUUCGCCGUUCAUUUCUGAUGGAACAAACUACCUUCGCCUAACGUGUGUGGCAGCAGAGGUCAACCCUGUACCACAUUUUAUCUGGAGCAUCAACAAGUGUCUCAACAACGACACGGAGAAAGGAAGUUGUGUGUUGAAGCCUCAGCCACCCUGGGAUGAUGGAAAAGAAGUACCAUGUACUGCGACAAACAUUUAUGGCACAGCCAGGGUGACAGCAACAUACAGGUUAAACCUCACAUAUCCACCGCCGAAACCUCCUCAGAUACUCGAUUACAAACCUGGACAGGUUCUUGCCAAUGGAGACCUUCUUCAGUGCAACGUCUCUGGAGGAAAGCCAUUGGUGAAGAAAGUCAACUUCUCUUGUUUCUCUGAUCCUCCUCUGGAAGAUCAACAGGACACGAUUGAAGGUUCUUCGAUGCUUAGUAAUGUGACCAUCAAGGCUAAGGAUACAGAAGGUUACAGCAUGGUGUGUGUGUGCAGCGCCAUCUGGGAACCGAGAGAAGAUUUCUAUACAAAAACUUCAAAUAUCACUGUCUUUGUGAGCACUGAGGACCAAGAAAGCAAGAAAGCUUCGACAAAGAUCGCAACUGUAACAGCUAUUGCCUGUCCUGUUGUCAUCCUCGUCUUCGUCGUCGUGGUCAUUGUUGUUGUGAUUUACGUGAAAAACAAGGGAAGACAAAGAGUUGUCUCGUUGCUUGAAGACCUUGAGACCCUUAGAAACCAACCAACAGAGAAUGAAUACGUUGAUAUGGAGAUGGACCAACCUGCUCAACCUGGUCAACACCUCGGUGGCUUUGAAGCAGCGACAGGUAUAACGUGUAUUAAAUAUCAUAAUUUAACUACAUUAAAUAGUUUAAUUAAACAAAGGGAUAUUACUGCGGAUAUAGCAUAAAGAAUCAUUUUUCUACAUUUCCCUUCUUAGUCCAUCGUCUUUUGGCGGAAAUUUAGAAUUUUGUAGACCUUUUGUCUGUCGAAAACAGUGAGUCAGAGACCAGGAGUUUCGCGUCGCUUCUCAGCGCAAAAUGUACUCGAACUUUAUUUCUGCCGAAAAAAAACUUUUUUAUUGCACAGGAAUCUGACAAUGAGGAUUAUCCUCCGUCAGAUUCCUAUUCUAUAGGUAUUGAACAUAAUUUACCUGAAACCACCUCACGUGGUGUUGACAUGGAACCGUCGAGUGAUGAAGAAGGUGAGGUUGCUAUAGACACCGAAGAAACUACUCAUAGCAAGUUUAGUUUGGCUGAAGAGGAAUCAGUGUGUAGAGAAUUCAAAAGUGGCUGUCAUGAAAGAGUAUGUUUUAGUGACAUACACCCAAGUGGUUUGCAAAUUCAAAUGCAAGAGUCAGAGAUAGAGGAAAGUCUACAAUGACAAUGCCAUCAUAGGGUGAGUGCUUUGUUUUUGAAGUAAGCUAAAGUUUUAUCUAUUUUUGUGUGUAAAGUUUCAUUGUUCAUGGCCUGUAUGCAUGUGCAAGUUUAUCGACCUUGUUGUACUAAGGUAACUUGGCCAUUAGCAGAUACCUCAGUAUUUAAGAACUUAGGGUAAGCCUAGUAAAAUCAAUUUCAGAAUAUUAAAAUUGUCAAAUUUCUGUUUUAACAUGUCACUAACAUUUUCAUUCUGCUUUUAUUCAAUACUUUGUAAUCUGACUAGUGAAGAGUAAACUUAUGGAAGCAAAUGGUUGCAUAAUCUAAGUAUAAAAUGGUAAAGUUGUAAAUUGUAAUGAGUUAUUUUUCUUUUCUUCGUCAGACAUUCGCAGUGACAACUAACCCAGUCACCAGGGGCUUGCAGCAAAAUCUAAUGUGGGGCCACUUGUGUUUUAUAUCUUCAUUAUUACAAAAACUUGCAUAUAUGAUAUAAAUAAAUUGUGAAGCCAUGUU